Molecule: messenger RNA, 366 nt
Organism: Cicer arietinum (chickpea)
Lineage: Eukaryota; Viridiplantae; Streptophyta; Magnoliopsida; Fabales; Fabaceae
Source: RefSeq, a predicted model, not a curated record
AUGGACAUCAUGUUUACGCAAUACGCUGUACAUGUAGUUGAUGUUGGGGCAGUUGUACACAGACUUGCAGACUGCGCAAUUGAGUACAUGGACUGGUUUCGUCGGAUUUCUCAUCCAUAUAUCAUUCGUAGAGAACCACUCUAUGUAGCACCUUCGGUUGCAGAACCUGCCGAUGAUGAUCAUGCUUCAGAAGAAACAACGCAUCGAGCAAUACAAAUUGCAGAGGAGCUUCUUGGUCGACAGCUGGUAUUACCUGAUGACAUCGCACUCGUGAAUGAAUUAAUUUUGAUAUUGCGAUCUCAGAUGGGUGGUGGUAGAGAUUGGACUCAUGUAGUUCCAUAUCGCAGGAGAUAUAGACAGACUUAG